UGCAUUAGGUUUGAUCUGUGUGUGUUUGUGAGAUGGCAGAAGCCAGUAUAUCAUGGGCUCAAGAUCAGUUCAGAUGUUCAGUAUGUUGGGAUCUCCUGAAGGAUCCAGUGACUGUUCCCUGUGGACACACUUACUGUAUGAGAUGUAUCACAGACUGCUGGGAUCAAGAGGAUCUGAGAGGAAUCUACAGAUGUCCUGAAUGCAGAAAGACCUUCAGUCCACGACCUGUUUUAUGGAAGAAUGUGGUGGUCGCUGAGAUGGUGGAGAAACUGAAGAAGACAAGAACUGAAGUUAGUGGAGAUGUGAAGUGUGACACCUGUACUGGAAGAAAACUCAAAGCCAUCAAAUCCUGUCUGAUGUGUCUGAACUCUUACUGUCAAACUCAUCUUGAUCAACAUGAGAAUUUCUUCAGAGGUAAAAGACACAACUUGAUAGAAGCCACCGGACAACUGCAGGAGAUGAUCUGCUCUCGACAUGAUAAAAUGAUUGACAUGUACUGCCGAACUGACCAGCGAUGUAUUUGUAUGUUGUGUAUGGUGGAUGCACACAGAAAUCAUGACACUGUAUCCAUAUCAACAGCAAGCACAGAGAAACAGAAUGAAGUUCAUCAGAAGAUCCAGGAAAGAGAGAAAGAUCUUCAGAAGCUCAGAGAGACGGUGGACUCUUAUAAGAGAUCUGCACAGACAGCAGUGGAGGACUGUGAGAUGAUAUUUACUCAACUGAUCUCUGAAGUAACACAACUGAUCAGAGAUCAGGAGAAGACUGCAGUGAGUCGAGCUGAAGGACUUUUGGAGGGACUGAAGCAGGAGAUUGAAGAUUUAAAGAGGAAAGAUGCUGAAAUAAAGACGCUUUCACAAACACAAGAUCACUUUCAGUUUCUUCAGAGUUUCCAGUCUCUUUCUCUCUCUGGAUCUACAGAAAACUUCAAUAUCACUCCCGACGUCUCUUUUGAUGCUGCUAUGAAAUCUAUCACUCAGUACAGAGAGAAACUGCAGCGUUUCUGCAGAGAAGAGAUGAAGAAGAUUUCUGUGACAAACACCCAGAUGAGUUUGAUUGCUGAACCCAGAAACAGGAGGGAAUUCCUGCAAUGUUUCCAUCAGUUCACACUGGAUCCAAACACAGGCAAAUUAUGGUAUUAAACUGUCCGAGUGGAAUAAAGCGGGUACACUCGUAACUUCACGCCAGCCGUAUGUGGAUCAUCCUGACAGAUUUGACAGGUGGACCGAGGUUUUCUGCACAGAAGGUGUGAAUGGCCGCUGUUAUUGGGAGGUAGAGUGGAGUGG
This is a messenger RNA of Misgurnus anguillicaudatus (oriental weatherfish), 1283 nucleotides long. The record is from RefSeq and is a predicted model, not a curated record. NCBI's taxonomy places the organism in Eukaryota, Metazoa, Chordata, Actinopteri, Cypriniformes, Cobitidae.